Messenger RNA from Anastrepha ludens (Mexican fruit fly), 1865 nucleotides. RefSeq lists its product as uncharacterized. The coding region runs from base 1 to 1086 and encodes 361 amino acids. The record is from RefSeq and is a predicted model, not a curated record. Lineage: Eukaryota; Metazoa; Arthropoda; Insecta; Diptera; Tephritidae. The transcript has 3 exons.
AUGGCCAACUCCUGUAAGGAGAUCACAGCUUUUGGCGGUGCAGUAUGCAAUUUGAAAUUCAAUCAACCAAGUGCCGUUAUUUUGAUUUUAUUGCCAUUUAUCCAUGAAUGUUGUCCGCCCACCACAAGUUCGCAUUGUUUGCGCUGCAACAGCGAGGGCUGCAUCAAGUGCCCCGCCUACUUGAUGACCGACACGCGUCAGUGCGUGGAUCAAUGCCCUUCCGGCUACAUCGAUCAAUGGUCGGCGCAUACCGAAUUCAUGGGACGAGUUUGCGUCUCCACCGGCUACUCUGGCCCACUCAUGGCCGCUAUUGCUGGCCUCAUCGGCGGUUUUGUAGUCUGUCUCACACUACUGGCUGUCGCAAUGAUGCUGGUGCGACGACGACGACGACGCAAAUCAAUUAAGCAGAAGUUGAUCAACGAGAAUACCAUGGAUCGUUCGGAUUUUUUGCGACAACUCAACGAAAUGCGUCCCAACGCCGAGUAUUUCCUGGCGAUGCUCAACGAUACGCGCCGACAAAUACGCAAAUUGUACCUGUCAGGCGAAGUGAGUGCUGCGAACUCUUAUCGGCCGAUCGUACGCGACCUGGCCAAAAUACUAAUACUGCUCAAUCGACCAAUUGAAUUGAUACCGGCGGCGCCGCACGACUGGAAUCGUUUGUAUACGUGGUCCGAGCAAGCAUUGGAACGCUACAAGCCACAAGUGGGCCAUCUGAUUGACUUCUUUCAACCCUCUGGCGGCGGCGGUGGUGGUGGUGGUGUUGGCGUUGGAAUUGGAAGUCGCGGCAGCGGCAGCGUCGGUAUUAGCGAUGACUUCGAUGCGACUUUCUUCCCGCAGAAGAGCAACAACGUCUACAGGCAAAGCAUGUUGCCGGGAUCGGGCCCGCAAAAGUUGCACAUGUUCGGGUCGCUCAUCAGUCUGCACGAGUUUGACGAGCCGCGGCCUUCGGAUCCAUUCGGCAGCAGCUUCAAUACGCUUAAGAGUGGCAAUCUGAUAUCGGAUCUCAAUGCGAGUUCGUUGUGGCUCGAAGACGAAUUCUACAAAUUGGGCUUCCGACCGCAGGACGAAAUCACGACUGAACUAUAAUGAAUAGUGUGCGUUGAGUUAGCGCAAAACACAGUGUCUUCUAUGUAAAAUUUAUUUGUUUCACAAAACGAUUUAAAUUUUGUUUUUCUUUUAUUUGUAAUGUAGAAUUAUUGUAUAUGAAGAAUGUUAUGCAAAUUUUAUUUUAAAUUACGCGCCUAAUUUUAAGUCAAAGUAUUAUUUUUCGUUUUGUUGAUAUUUGUAGCCGCUUACAAUCUCCAUUAUCUGGUACUACAUACACAAAUACAUAUAUACAAUACAUACAAACAUUAACUAGAAAUAUUUACAGUGAAUUUUCACAAAACUUGAAAUGUACAUACCUACCAUUUACAUACAAAUAUUUGCAUACAUACAAACACGCAUUAGUGCAAAAACGCACCUAGCUGUUCCAUUUCAGUGGAACUUUUGCUUUUGGAUGCGCAAACUGUCAUAAAAUGACGAAAUAUGCAGAAAAUCUUCAAGUAAAGCACCAACGAACAAAUAAAUUUAUGAAAGUCGCCGCCCAGUUGCCGCCAAGCAGGGAGUAACUUAGUUUAGAGAGAAUUGGCUUCCACAAUCUAGAGAGCUUAGCUAAACAUUCCUAGGCUAAAUGAAAUGUUUGCAAUUAGUGAUAAGUUUAUAAUUUCUAUAAACUGAGAUGCCUUAUUUUACAAGUAGGUUAAGCGAAAUGUGAACUAUAAAAAAUGAACUAGUCAAUAAAAACAUAAUUACCAUAAACUUAGGAUUUGUUAAGCUGACGUUGACUAUAAAUAAAUAAAGGAUUUAAGUUAAUAAAACAAAAA